Monosiga brevicollis MX1 is the source of this 1039-nucleotide messenger RNA. RefSeq lists its product as uncharacterized. Gene Ontology annotation, biological process: mRNA 3'-end processing. The transcript has 4 exons. Gene Ontology annotation, molecular function: RNA polymerase II complex binding. NCBI's taxonomy places the organism in Eukaryota, Choanoflagellata, Craspedida, Salpingoecidae. Gene Ontology annotation, cellular component: RNA polymerase II, holoenzyme. The record is from RefSeq and is a predicted model, not a curated record. The annotation marks the transcript as partial.
AUGAGUUUGUUCAAGGAGGAUGCCUUUGUGCGGCGUUUGAAGAGCUUGACCACAUCCCAGGAAAGCAUCGAAACUCUCUCGCUUUGGAUGCAAAAUUUUCGUGGGCAAGCCUUCUCCGUGGUCGCCCUCUGGCUCGACACCCUCAAGCAAGAUCAGGGCAGCCGCCUGAAGUACAUGUACCUGGCCAAUGACGUCCUGCUCAACUCGAAGCGGCGAGGCAACGAAUACCAGGCUGCUUUCCGGCCCAUAUUGGCAGAGGCGCUGGAGCUAGCGGCUACAGCCGCUCAAGCCGAUUCCAAGGUUCACCAGCGGCUGCAGCGUUUGGUGGGCAUUUGGCAACAACGAGGUGUCUACUCUUUAGAGGAGCUAGAGGCGAUGCGCUCCGCCCUUCGCAAGGCCUCCUUUCUGACUGUGGGCACCACGGGUGUGGGUGGCGCCUCUGUACCCGUGGACGCUGCCCUCCUCGAUGAGGCUAUUGAUGCUUACGACCCCGUGCCUUGCCACGUACCUCAUUCCUAUGCAGACCUCGAUGCGCUCGAGAAACAGAGCGCAGCCGUGCAACAGGCCAUGGAGGCCAUCCAGCGAUUGCGAGACGGCGUCAAGAAACAGCUUGACUCGCACCACAAAGUCCAGACCAGCCUCUCCGUGCUGAUGAAGCAAGAGCAGCGAGAGGCUGCCAACAUUCAUGAGCGGCUCGAGCAUUGUCGCAACCAACUCGAGACCUUGGCAGCCUUACGGCGGGACUUGAAGGUGCACCUUGAAAACUUGCCAGACGAUCAAGUUCUUCCCACCGGGCCAACGAGUGCAACCACGUCACCCUAUUCCUCCAACCGAAAGCAGCCCAAUGACCAGUUCCAUGGGGCCAAUGACGGCCCUCCUACCAGGAGCGUCAGCACCGAGGAGGCGGCUCUAUUGGACCUGCCCUCUUCCGCUGGGCCAACCGUGGCCCCCUCGAUUCAGGAUAUCUUUGGGGACGACGAUGAUGAGGAAGAAGAUGAAAGGUUUGCUGUUGACCAUCACAAGGGCAGUGAUAGUGCCG